AUGUCCGGCUACGAUCCCCCGUACAACAACUACCACGCGCCCCCGCCUGGCGCUCAGCCUCGUCGCACCCCGGACCCGCUCGCCCACCCUCCCGCGCAGCACCAGCCCGCCCAGGACCCGUUCCAGCACCCGCAAGACUACUCGCAGCAGCACCCUCACCAACCCUACCCUGCCCCGUACCCUCCCCAGGCCGACCCGUACCCGCCCUACUCGGCUCCGCCCUCCGACCCGUUCGCGACCCCGUCCUACCACCCGAACGAGCCCCAGUGGACCCAGCACGCCCAGUACCAGCCUCAGCAGGACCUCGGCGACGCCUACCCGCCGUACCACCCGCCCGGCGCCCACGACCCGCCGCACGACCCUUCUCCCGCCGCCGCCGCCGCCGCCGCCAACCACCAGUACCCCGACGAGACCGACUCGGCGCCGCUCCUCCACGGCCAGCAGGGCUACCACUCGCAUCACGGUCACGGCCGCUGGAGCACGACGGGCCACGCCCCCGGCCAGGCCGACCCGACCUUGAUCCUCCCCGGCGGCUUCGACGCGAGCGCCGGCGCCAACCCGGGCGGGCCCGCCGACGCCGGCUACGGCCUCGGCGCGUACCCGCCGUACGGCGCAGGUGGGCCCGGCGUCGACGACGACGACGUGCACAGCGUCGUGCGUUACGGCCGCAUCCCGCAGCGCCAGCCGAGGCGGUACAAGACGGUCAAGCGCGUCCAGCUCACGCAGGGCAACCUCGUCCUCGACUGCCAGGUGCCGCCAAAGCUCCUCGAGCGGUGCCCGCGCAAGGACUCGCGCGAGUUCACCCACAUGCGCUACACGGCCGCCACCUGCGACCCCGACGACUUUCUCGACGAGAAGUACGCCCUGCGCCAGAUCCUGUACGAGACGCCGAGGCGCACCGAGCUGUUCAUCGUUUUGACCAUGUACAACGAGGACGAGAAGCUGUUCUGCCGCACGAUGCACGGCGUCAUGAAGAACAUCCAGCACCUGUGCUCGAGGAAGAAGAGCCGGACGUGGGGCGAGAACGGGUGGCAGAAGGUCGUCGUCUGCAUCGUCUCGGACGGGCGCGCCAAGAUCAACGCGCGCACGCUCUCGGUCCUCGCCGCCAUGGGCGUCUACCAGGACGGCGUCGCCAAGAACGAGGUCGCCGGCAAGCCCGUCACGGCCCACAUCUACGAGUACACGACGCAGCUGUCGAUCGACCCCAACAUGAAGGUCAAGUCGGCCGAGCGCGGCCUCGUCCCCGUCCAGAUCGUCUUCUGCCUCAAGGAGAAGAACGCCAAGAAGAUCAACUCGCACCGGUGGUUCUUCAACGCGUUCGGCCCGAUCCUGUCGCCCAACAUCUGCAUGCUCAUCGACGUCGGGACCCAGCCUCGCGACACGAGCCUGUACAAGCUGUGGAAGAGCUUCGACCUCAACUCGAACGUCGGCGGCGCGUGCGGCGAGAUCGUCGCGCUCAAGGGCAAGUACCACUUCGUCAACCUCCUCAACCCGAUCGUCGCCGCGCAGAACUUCGAGUACAAGAUGUCGAACAUCCUCGACAAGCCGCUCGAGUCGAUCUUUGGCUACAUCACGGUCCUGCCCGGCGCCUUCUCUGCCUACCGGUACAUCGCGCUGCAGAACAACGCGCAGGGCGAGGGCCCGCUCAAGGAGUACUUCAAGGGCGAGACGCUCCACCACUCGGUCGACGCCGAUCUCUGGACCAAGAACAUGUACCUCGCCGAGGACCGCAUCUUGUGCUGGGAGCUCGUCUCGAAGCGUGGCUCGGCGUGGAUCCUGCACUAUCAACGCAGCGCUUCGGCCGAGACUGACGUCCCCGACACGCUCCACGACCUCAUCGCGCAGCGCCGUCGAUGGCUCAACGGCUCGUUCUUCGCCGGCCUGCACGCGACGUACCACUUUGGCUUCCUGUACCGGAGCGACCACUCGUUCAUCCGCAAGCUGUGGCUCCACAUCGAGCUGCUCUACCAGGCCUUCAACACGAUCUUUGCCUGGUUCGCCCUCGGUAACUGGUACAUCAUCAUGUUCAUCCUGACGACCGCGAUGGAGGACUCGAGCUUCGGGCUCAACGGCAUUAAGUACUUCAACAUCUGCGUCCAGUACUACUACGUCGCCCUGCUCCUCUGCUGCUUCAUCCUCGCUCUCGGCAAUCGUCCGCAAGGCGCCAAGGGCUUCUACCUCGUCAUCGCCAUCUCGUUCGCGCUCAUCAUGGUCUACAUGCUCAUUGCGGCCGGCGUCAUCACGUACUACGGCGUCAAGAACGCCAAGGACGCGAUCGAGGCCGAGGGCGGCAAGUUCACGGCGAGCGACAUCUUCACCAACGCGACGUUCCGAAACAUUGUCAUCUCGCUCCUCUCGACCUAUGCCCUCUACCUCAUCUCGUCGCUCAUCUUCUUCGACCCGGCGCACAUGUUCACCUCGUUCGCCCAGUACAUGCUCCUCUCGCCGGCGUUCACCAACAUCAUCAACGUCUACGCCUUCUGCAACAUCCAGGACGUGUCUUGGGGCAACCGACCCGAGGAGAAGCCCUCGAACGACCUCGGCUCUGCGCCCGUCAAGGGCGACUCGGCCGACGUCGUCGUCCCGACCGACGAGAAGGACAUCAACGCGGCGUACGACGACGCGCUGCACGUCCUCGCGACGCCGCCGCCCAAGGAGGUCGCCAAGAUCAACCUCGAGGAGAAGAUGACCGACUCGUACCGCGCCAUUCGCACCAACGUCCUCCUCGCCUGGGUCCUCUCGAACGGCGCUCUCGUCGCCGCCAUCCUCUCGACAAGUGCAGGCACCGCAUCGGCGCAGAACGUCUACAUGGCCUUCCUCCUGUACUCGGUCGCCGUCCUCGCCGCCGUUCGCUUCCUCGGCUGCACGGCCUACAGCGUCAUGUGGCUCUUCCAGACCCUCUCCUCCUCGCGUCCCCAUUUGUAGAUGUCGCCCGUACCGCAGCGCCUAUCCUCCCUC
This is a messenger RNA of Rhodotorula graminis WP1, 2958 nucleotides long. Its product is annotated as glycosyltransferase family 2 protein. The coding region runs from base 1 to 2925 and encodes 974 amino acids. The record is from RefSeq and is a predicted model, not a curated record. The transcript has 31 exons. Lineage: Eukaryota; Fungi; Basidiomycota; Microbotryomycetes; Sporidiobolales; Sporidiobolaceae. Gene Ontology annotation, cellular component: cell periphery; cell septum. Gene Ontology annotation, molecular function: chitin synthase activity.